This is a messenger RNA of Pediculus humanus corporis (human body louse), 1083 nucleotides long. Its product is annotated as zinc binding dehydrogenase, putative. Gene Ontology annotation, cellular component: mitochondrion. The transcript is spliced from 5 exons. Gene Ontology annotation, molecular function: zinc ion binding; oxidoreductase activity. The record is from RefSeq and is a predicted model, not a curated record. NCBI's taxonomy places the organism in Eukaryota, Metazoa, Arthropoda, Insecta, Psocodea, Pediculidae. The coding region runs from base 1 to 1083 and encodes 360 amino acids.
AUGAAAUCGUGGCAAGUUCAUUCUUACGGAGGUCUUGAAGAAUUACAAUUAACAAAUUCUAGAAUACCUGUUAUUAGAAAUCCGAAUGAUGUUAUUGUACAGGUAUCAGCGGCAUCAGUGAAUCCCAUUGAUGUGGCUAUGAUGUCUGGUUACGGUUCUGUUUUGCUCAAUUUCAUGAGGCAGGCUAAAAGUUGUAGCCUAGAAGAAACUUUAGAAUUUCCACUGACAUUGGGUAGAGAUUUUUCAGGGAUUGUUAUUCAAAAAGGUCAUGAUGUUAAAGAUGAAUUUUCAAUCGGUGAUGAAGUUUGGGGAGUAGUUCCAGUUCAAGAGCAAGGCUGUCAUGCUGAACAAGUUUUAGUAUCAAAAAAUUGUAUUAAGAAAAAACCUAAUAACAUUUCUGCAACAGAAGCUGCAUCCAUACCUUAUUCAGCUGUUACAGCUUGGUCAGCUUUAAAAAUAACUGGUGGUUCAGCUUUAUUUCCAAUCGCUGGAAAAAACGUUUUAAUAUUAGGAGCAUCUGGAGGAGUUGGAACUGUUGCAGUACAAAUGGUUUCAUCUUGGGGAGGUUAUGUAGUAGCUACUUGUAGCGAAGAUGCUAUCCCUUUGGUUGAAUCAUUGGGAGCAAACGAAAUAAUUAAUUAUAAAGAAAAAGAUUCUUUUGAAAAAAUUCAAAAGCAUAAGUAUGACAUUAUUUUAGACUGUGCUGGUAUUGGACAAAACAAUGCUGCAUUUUAUGUCAAAUGCUUAAAAGAUUACAAAUUUUCAAAAUACAUUACUUUAAAGUCACCAAUGCUUCAAAAUAUUGAUGAAUAUGGAAUGAUUGGUGGAAUGAUGAAAAAUGCGGCUGAUUUGAUAUUAGUUAAUUUUAAUACUGGAGUUUUACCUAAAACAUCAUCAGUAAGAUGGGGAUUUUUCAUUCCCCUCGAAACAGCUUUAUUAGAAAUUACUGAAGAUGUUAAUAAUGGAAAAAUUAAACCAAACAUUCAAAAAACAUACAAUUUUUCCGAUUUACCAGAAGCUUACAAACAUGUGCAAAAUGGUCACUUGAGAGGAAAAGUGGUUGUAGACUUUACUAAGAAGUGA